This is a messenger RNA of Fusarium redolens, 1668 nucleotides long. RefSeq lists its product as uncharacterized. The coding region runs from base 246 to 1373 and encodes 375 amino acids. Gene Ontology annotation, biological process: regulation of DNA-templated transcription. The transcript is spliced from 3 exons. The record is from RefSeq and is a predicted model, not a curated record. Gene Ontology annotation, molecular function: DNA-binding transcription factor activity. Lineage: Eukaryota; Fungi; Ascomycota; Sordariomycetes; Hypocreales; Nectriaceae.
GGAACUUUUGGGCGAGGCACGGCCCGUGCAUUAGUGUUGGCUAGUCAGUUAGUUGGUCAUGCAGAUACACUUUGCGUGAGGCAAUCAUAAGUAGAUACCUAAUCUUGUGUCUGGCCUGGAACCCUCAAGUAGUUCAGCUGAGUUACCAAUUGCCAAAACAGUCGCUGGGCAAGUCACUUGAGGCUCACAACUUAAACUCGGUCUCCUGUUUCUACAGACUGAUAUCUCACAUAGUUGACAUCAACAUGUCCAUUCUUGGAUCACAAUCAGGUCUCUUCGAACAAGCGUUGUCAUCCGAUGCAGAUGAAAACAAUGUCCCAAUGCAGCUUCUGGCAGAGACCGUAGACAGACGAAAGGCACAAAACCGCAUCGCCCAGAGAAAGCACAGACAGAAGCUCAAAAAACGCAUAGAGGAACUGGAGUUGCAACUGGAGUACGCGAACUUCAACUCCCGACCUAUCGUUCAAAAAAUGUCACUUCACCCUAUACCUAUGACUGCAGUGUCGUAUUCAAAUCCAACGGAGGACAAUAUAUUACCCCAUAUUGGCCACAUCGAAGACAUCUUUACAAAACCCAGCGGCCAAUUGGAAAGCCUUUGGAACCCCCAAGAACACAACUUGUUGUUUGGCGUAUCGCCCCCGUUUGGUCACAUCAGAAUGCCUUUGUCGGGCACAGAGCUGUCACCAUUACCGAUGCGGAACCUGACAGAUGAGACCUCGACCCAGGACAACUCCGUUACCAGGGGUUCCUCCUACGCUUUAGCCCCUCAUGCUAUAGAGCCACCGACAUCUUGUCUCUUAAUGACGUCGACAACCGGAGUAAAUGGAGAUGAAGAGAUUCACUCGGUCCCUGCUAUGAACCGGAGGCCUUCCUUGCAUCCGAAUAGUGACCUCCAAGAUCUUGAAGACUCAGCUGAUCCUCCUUGCUCAUGGAACAUGGAGCGCAAAGUUGCUUACAUUGUUGAUUGCGCCAAGGCGGUCGGGUUCCGCGACUUCGACUCAGCGGUUAUGACCUAUUACACGAACGCCUUUGAUAUUAUGUCCAGAGCCCAUGAUAUACAAAGAGUCAGUCGGAUCCGCGGGCUCGGUUCUGUCCUGCGUGCUAUUGAUACCAGUGCUGAGGCUUGGCCCGAGCACGAAAGCCACGGCUAUCGAGCCGAGAUCUUUAAAGCUGCCGAGCAUCUUUACAGGGCUGAGCUUCAGAGAGCCAUUGACGGCGGUGCGCUGAUGGUGCUAGAAGAACGAGUCAAGGAAGAUGAAAUGAAUCGGGCGUCGGCGGUUAGGCUUACGUCUCACAAGAGCGAACUUCUAUCACAGGUGUGUGCAUGCAUGUAUUCCUUUUCAAUUCAUAAUCCGAAAAAACAUAACAGCUGAGCGAAAUUGUUUUCCGGAAUUUAGCUACCAAACCUUUGGACGUUUCUACUGGAGCUCUCGGAAUGCAACCCUCCAACAUCCUUCAAGGCACUCCUGCAUCACUAUUUAUCCUAUCAGAAAGGCAUAGCUACCAACCAAAGAAUAUAAUGGGACUGGCCUCUGUAGUAAAAGCGGCUGAGUGGAUGGAUAUAAUUAUUUUUUAUACAUGUCCACAGAUCCUGUAUUUAAGAGACGAUUGUUGCUAGCGCCCGGAUCUAUAAGCACAGAAAUUACAAAAACACAAAUGUAAAAUAGA